Molecule: messenger RNA, 639 nt
Organism: Stereum hirsutum FP-91666 SS1
Lineage: Eukaryota; Fungi; Basidiomycota; Agaricomycetes; Russulales; Stereaceae
Exons: 3
Coding region: 1-462 (153 amino acids)
Source: RefSeq, a predicted model, not a curated record
AUGCUUGUCCUCUCCACCCUCCACGAACUGCUCUCACAAGUGCUGGACCUCCCAGACUUGCACACCGCCGCACUAUUAACACCCGAGGGUCAUCUCGUGUCGUACGCGGCAGGUCCUGCAAGAUCGAAGGAUGACGUGCUUGUGCUGGUCGGAUUGAGUGGCGAAGUCUGGCAGGAGUCAGGCGAGCUGGGGAUUGGGAUGGCUGAGAGCGAGCUUGGAAAGAUACUCGUCGUUCCAGUUGAAAGUGAGGAAGACCAGGCUGGCAAGGGACCCGAGGACGCUGAAGACGACCCGCUCAUGCUCGUCGCAUUGAAUGCUGCCUCCACCGUGGAAUGGGAGGAUCUCAAGGACAAGGCGAAGGUCUUGACGAACCACCUCGCGGGCCCCAUUGGUAAACUGCGAGCGCCACUAGCGGCUGCAGCUAUCGUACCGGCAAGCACUACGGGGAGACGCCCUCGGUGAUUACUACUCACUGUGGAGAUAUGGCCGAGCUUGUGUGUUCUCUACUCACACGGUAUGCACUUGGUGGAGAUUGUCGUUCUGAAUGUAUCGUCCCACCCCAUGGAGGAACCGCUGUAUUUUAUAUUGUGUAUGAUACGAGUGCGUGUGUGAAGGAAUAUGGUAGAAAUAGACAUGAAG